UUGAAAAACUUCACCGUGCACGUUUUUGGAGCGUUCAACCUACAAAGCAUUCCUGAAUAAGGAUUCCAUGAAUGUGACUCGUUGUCACCACAGCAACAACGGGACGCCAAGCAAUGCGCAAUUGCUUGUAGGCAUAUCGAUUGUAGAGGAAUUUUGCAGCAGAAUAAUGCCUCCAAAGAAGAAGAAAGGGAAAAGUAAUAUCAAUAAAAAAAAUAAGAAAGCUAAUGAGGGGGGAAUUGAAUUGGAGGAGAAGUACAGGCGGAGUGCAUUGGAUGUAACAGUUCUGAGGGACCAUCUUGCUCUGCGAGGGGAUGUGGCACAGCAGGCCCAGUCCAUCAGUCAUGACCUGAGAUCUCGUAUGCGGGACAUGGAGCAGGAGCUCCACCAUGAGAGACUGGACCGCAAAGACGUCAAUGCAGAUCUCACCCGUCAGCAUAAGACCAUGCAAACAGACAUGACGGUCAAAGUGAAAAGGCUGGGGGGUGAGGCCAUUUUGCUGCGAGAACAGCUUGCUCAGUGUCAGGAGGAGUUGAGGGCAGAAAGGAAAGCGCAUGAGCAGCUGCAGCAGGAGAAGGAUACCACAAUAGCUGACUUACAAAACAAACUGGACAACAUGGAGACCAACUAUGAGAAGAUUCUGCAUGACACUUUGGACAGUUUGACCUCCCAACUGGCUGAGGCUCGACUGCGGUGGGAGCAGGAGAGUACUGUUGUCCAUCAGGAAUACAAAGAGCUGCUCUCUGACUUUGGCUUGAACUCACUGGACAUCUGAAAGGCUCUUAUUAUGUAACCAGGGCCCGUAUUCAUAAAAUGUCUCAGGGUAAGAGUGCAGAUCUCAGAUCCAUGUCUCCCCCCUUUCACCCCCCUGUCCAUGUACAUUUCAUUAUAAUCUAAAAGGCUAAAUGGAUCCUAGAUCAGCACUCCCACUCUGAUGAUCUUUAUGAAUACUGGCCCUUAUCACCACCACAUUGUUUCAUUGCUACUAUAAGACCAGGCACACCAGGGGCUCGUAUGUGUCAAUAACAUUACAUGGACAGUGAGGACCUGAUCUACAUCAGCACUCCUACUCUGACACUUGACACACAUUAUGGUAAAGUAAAUAGAUCGAUUCCAUGUGGAUUUGAAGUCAUUCAUAACGAGAAGGAAAACUUAAUGACAAUAAUGUAAGAACCAGUGUUUGAUUCAUUUGGUUACUGUGUCUUUCAUGAUGUAUAAUACUUCUUAAAAACAUGCAGUUGUUUGAUUUUCUUCCUAUAGUUAUUGUGGUAUUGAUGGUCAUUCACAAAUAUUACGUUUUUGAGUCUUUGGGGUGACACAAAUUGUCAUUUGAAAUGAUCCACAGUAACUUACAUACUAACUCUCAAACUAAUGGCUAUUGUUUGAGAGUGAAACAACUACUGUGCAUUUAUUGGCUUUUUUACUCUUACAACACAUAUUUAUGGAAGUAAGGAAGUUAGCUUAUGUAUCGUACAUUUCCACCAGGGUGCGUCUUCCAUAUUUCCUGAUAGUCAUUCAGGUAUUUUAUUGAACACUAUCUUUUCAUGUCCACUAGAUGUGGCUGAUCAUGGCACAACACUAGUCUCAACGUCAACAGUGAAGAGGCGACUCCG
Molecule: messenger RNA, 1610 nt
Organism: Oncorhynchus mykiss (rainbow trout)
Lineage: Eukaryota; Metazoa; Chordata; Actinopteri; Salmoniformes; Salmonidae
Gene: drc12
Product: dynein regulatory complex subunit 12 homolog
Source: RefSeq, a predicted model, not a curated record